AUGAACUUUUACUCCCUCUACCAAGAUAGAGCUUUAUUAGAAUCAUUAAAAAUGUUAAAUAAACUAUCCUUAUUGACCAGGAUCUACGUAGCAAUAUGUUCGAUAUUUAUAACUUUGAAAAUUGAUAAUAUCAUAAUUUGGAAUUGGACUCAAACCUUAUGGGGUGUUUGGGUCGGCUUAAUUUGUUUUAUUGGCAUUAGUGCAGGUUGUCUGAUAGUCACAUUUAGCAAGAUAAUACAAUAUCUGUUUGACAGAUAAAAUCUAUAGAAAUCAGAAUUAAUUUCCUACAUCUGGUUAACUCAACUGCUCAUAUUUGGGAGUGUUUCCAUAACAUUAAGUUCUUUUGGAUAUUUAGAGUAUUUAGAAAAUCAAUCAAACUAUUCUCACAAUUUCGUUGUUCAACAAUAUUUCAUAAUUGCUGAAUUCUUCAUCAUUUUCAUUUAUUCCAUAUAUUUUCGUAUUGAUAUCUGCGAAUAAAUAUACAUAACACUCCAAGAUGAUGAACCAGUUAACUAAUAAUAAUUUUCUGUGAAUAUGUAAGGUAGCAAUCAAACAUUGUAAUAAAUCAAUCCAACAUCCUCGAGAACUUAGAUUCCUUCGGUUGUGUAAAAGAUAUCAAAAACCUAUUUUGGAAUUCCCACUAGAGUCAAGAAGGGAGGGAAUUAAGAUUCAAUAAGUGGUUCACCUGUACUUAAGAAACCAUCUAAAGGACAUAAACGAGCAUUUUCUAGUCAAGGAGUAGCUUCAUAGAUGUUUUAAGAAAUGGAUUAAAUUGUUAUUGAUAAGUAGCAAUCUAAUAUAUUAAAUAAAAAUUCUAAAAACGAAGCUAAACCUUAAAUUGAUAAAAAGAGAUGUAAUUCUCAAUUAGUAACAAUUGGCCAAGAGGAAAGCAUUUAAAAUAAGAAUCACGAAAUGAGCCUGAGUCAAACCAGCAACAUUUGUAUUGUGUGUUACGAAAGAGGACCCAAUGCAGUUUUUAUGAAUUGUGGCCAUGGAGGUACUUGUUAUCAAUGUGCUAUUGAUAUUUGGAAAUAGAAAAUGGUUUGUUAUUUAUGCAGAAGUAAAAUUGAGUACAUUUUGAAGGUUGAUUUGGAAGACAGAUAUGGAGAUUUAUUUAAAGUUGUUUCUACUACUUAAAUGAUAGAUUAAUUUAAUAAAUGA
Molecule: messenger RNA, 1161 nt
Organism: Paramecium tetraurelia
Lineage: Eukaryota; Ciliophora; Oligohymenophorea; Peniculida; Parameciidae
Exons: 4
Source: RefSeq, a predicted model, not a curated record